Strigops habroptila (Kakapo) is the source of this 2372-nucleotide messenger RNA. RefSeq names its product T-box transcription factor 19 (gene TBX19). The record is from RefSeq and is a predicted model, not a curated record. Gene Ontology annotation, molecular function: DNA-binding transcription factor activity, RNA polymerase II-specific; RNA polymerase II cis-regulatory region sequence-specific DNA binding. Gene Ontology annotation, biological process: heart morphogenesis; positive regulation of DNA-templated transcription; regulation of transcription by RNA polymerase II. Gene Ontology annotation, cellular component: nucleus. Lineage: Eukaryota; Metazoa; Chordata; Aves; Psittaciformes; Psittacidae.
AUGCUGGUGUCACUGCCCAUUGGAACUUCCAGAGGAAAGCUAGUCAGUGGCAAAAGAGUGAGGAGAGCACGUUUGUCAGACGGUGCCCAACAAACUGACUUGUUUUUUGAUUUAGCUCGUUAUUUUUGUCUUUUACAGCUACCUGAAGUUUCUGGCAGUAAAGUCGUCAUGGCAGACCUGGGCUGCAAAAAACCCAGUGACUGCACCGUCUCCAGGCUGCUCAGCGUAGUGGAGAGUGAACUCCGGGCUGGCAGAGACAAAGGUGAUCCCACUGAGAAACAGCUCCAGGUUGUCUUAGAGGAUGCGACGCUCUGGCAGAGAUUCCGAGAAGUCACUAAUGAGAUGAUUGUGACCAAGAAUGGCAGGCGAAUGUUCCCUGUUUUGAAGAUCAGCGUGUCAGGCUUGGACCCGAAUGCCAUGUAUUCCUUCCUGCUGGACUUUGCCCCCACUGAUGGCCACCGCUGGAAGUAUGUCAAUGGAGAAUGGGUGCCAGCUGGGAAGCCAGAGCCACCAAACCACAGCUGCGUCUACAUCCACCCAGACUCUCCCAACUUUGGGGCCCAUUGGAUGAAAGCUGCCAUUUCCUUCAGCAAAGUCAAACUUACCAACAAGCUCAAUGGGAGUGGGCAGAUAAUGUUGAACUCCCUGCAUAAAUAUGAGCCCCAGGUACACAUAGUUCGAGUAGGAGGCCCCCACCGGAUGGUGAUGAAUUGUUCCUUUCCUGAGACACAGUUCAUAGCUGUGACUGCCUACCAAAAUGAAGAGAUAACAGCUCUCAAAAUCAAGUAUAAUCCCUUUGCCAAAGCCUUCCUGGAUGCGAAAGAAAGAAACCAUCCCAAGGAUGCUCCAGAAACAGUCUCUGAAGGUCAACAUAUGACAUAUUCUCACUUGGGUGGCUGGGUGAUUUCCAACCCAGAUACAAUGUGUGCAUCAGGAAGCUCUAAUUAUCAGUACACUGGACCUUUGCCUCUGGCAGCUCCACACGCUCCCCACAGCUACGAGCGAUAUUCAGCACUGCGAGGGCAUCGGGCUGCUCCAUACCCACCUUCCUACAUGCAGAGAAAUCAUUCCCCUACAGUUAAUUUGUUGGAGAGCUCCAGCAAUAACCUCCAGGUAUUCUCAGGACAUGACAGCUGGACUUUGCCAUCCUCUCCGCACGCUAAUUUGCUCUCAGCGCCACACACAAAGGGAGCUGCCAGCCCUGGACCCAGCCACUACCCUUGCCUGUGGACAGUGAGCAACAGUGCUGUAAACACUGCCAACCCAGGAAGUGAGGUGAACAGCAGCCCUUCCAGCAUGUUUCUAAGGGGUAAUGUCGCUUUACCCACUGCAUCAUCAGUCCAAAUCCCUCUGCAGGGAAUGGUAUCUGGCAGCAUGGAAACACAAGGGGAAACUGCUCUAGCCAGACUGGCUGACUCUGCGUGGACAUCCUCACACUCCUUCUAAUGGACUGGCAGCUCACGAGGGAACCUCAGCCAAACCAGACUGACACAAAUGGCAAGCGACCCCUUAGAAUUGCAGCUCCGAGUAGGAAUAUGUAUGCAGAAAGCCAACUUCAUCAAACAUAACUUUCCAUAAUGUAUCUCUUGUAUGCCAGCGAAGCCAAAAUGCAUAAUGCAAAGGCAGGAAAUGUUAUGGGAACCAGCUUAUUACUGUAACCUUUACGUGUCAUUCAGAAAGAAUCUUUAUAGUUAGUUUAGCUUCUGUAUCACAUAAAAAAUGGUCAGACAUGGGACUGAGUGAAGCAGAUAUGGCAGCUGGAUGUUUGCUUGUCAUUUUAAAAGUCCUUUCUGUAACUAACGGCUGAGUACUGGGGAAAUUGUGAGCAACUGGUAGUUGGAAGGGACAGUGCUGCUUUAAAGACUUUCUGAAUCUGUCACAUGGAGGUUUUCACAAUACCUGAAACUAAACCCUUCAGGGGGUGAAAUUAGUCUGACACCCUCAUGCCACCUGCAUACAGUAUUCUCUGUCCCCUUCCCUCCUCCAGCUUCUGUUUGCUGUUUGCGUGCUAUAAGGAUAAUGGACAUACUCAAGUCGAGAAAAUGGCUGCAUUGUAGCAGCAGGGUGAAGGGCAUCUAGUUUAGUAUUUAUAGUCUGAUGUAAUGGUCUUUGAAAUGAAAAGUUCAAUGUUUUCUAUAUGUGCUAUUUUUGAAAGGGUGGAGGGAAAAGAAUUAUAGAAAAAAAGAUUUAGCUUGCAUUUCCACUUUGCUUCAGGUAUAGAGUACAAAUAAAAUACAAAUAAAUCAUGUAUUAUCUCCUUAGUGCCUUUCCAAGGUGUAAACACACAUACAGGCUUUUUCUCUUAACAGCCUCUGAGCAAUUUCAAGCAGCUCUGCCAGAAGCACGUUGCCAGGACAUGAAUUUUCUGUUCC